UGGAAAUAAUGGAUAUCCCGACGUGUACAUAUCUAAUGUCCUAUCAUUAUGAGGACAAAUAGUAUCGGUAUUAAGUUUUUAUUAAACAGGUGGUCGUUGUCAUAAUAGGUAAAUAGCCACAAUUUUUAACACUUAACCGGCUUUUGCUUUUAAACCAUUGUAGUUUUUUCGACCAUGACAACAUGAGUUUGGUGAAUAGUUGAAUAUUUGAUAAUAGCAGGAUGUAAUUAUAUAUUGAAUUGAUAUCGCUUUCAAUGGUAAAUGGAUAAAAUGUGGAUCUUCACAGUUUUGUGUAUUACAUUUGUUUAUCCAUAUAGAACUGUGUAUGCGGAAUGCAAUAUCACACUAAAUAUGUUUGGAUAUAAAGAGGCUUUGUGUAAACAUCAAGGAUUUACAUCGAUUCCGGAGGAUUUACCACCUGAUAUAAAGAAAUUGGAUUUAAGUUACAAUAGACUGACCAGACUGGAUGACAACGGAUUUCAUAGAUACAAGUAUCUAGAAAAUCUAAUAAUUGAUAAUAAUGACAUCAGAUUGUUGCAUACUAAGGCUUUCUGUGGCUUAUCGUUAUUGAGACAUUUGUCUUUGUCUAAAAAUUAUCUGAAUGUAUCUGAAUCGUACCCUCAGGGAGUGUUUGAGUCUAUAAAUAAUUUAUCAGUUUUAGACAUUAGUAGAAAUAUGAAAACUCCAGACUCCAACCUAUAUAAAAUUCCCGUCGGCGGACUCAGUAACUUGCGUGAGCUCAGCAUUGAUCUUAUGUUUAAUGCAACGUUUGGACAGCACUUCAAGAAACUGUACAAUUUACAAAAGUUAAGUCUUGAUUAUUGCCACGUAAAUUAUAUUUACAAUGAAACAUUUUUACAAAUGCCGGUGAGUUUAAAGGAAUUCCACAUGACAACUUGUAAAAACUUUGUUGUCAUUGAAGGUGGAGUUUUAGUUCCGUUUCCACAUCUUAGAGUACUGAAUCUUACUAAUAGCAAUAUUCACUUAACACAAGCCCUUAACAUUUUACAUCCAUUUCAGAACAAAACAAUGGAUGCACUUCUUUUUCGCGGAAUAACUCGUCCAGAUUCAAAACAUAGCAUUGAUCCAGUUAUUCUUACACCAGAAAUGAUGAAAUAUGCAUAUACUAUCUGUAUAAAAGCAAUUGACUUAUCCGAAAAUAACAUUAUAUUAGUUAAAAACAAAUCGUUAGUUUUGUUUCAACGUCCAGAGUGCUUUGAAAGUGUUAUUAUAUCUGCUAAUAGUUUUAGUAUGGAUGGCUGGGAAGUUGAUUUCGUCUUGUUUACGUUCAAGAUGAUCAACAUCAAAAUAAUAGACUUUUCAUAUUUCCCAUUAGGAUUCAAAAAUCCAAUUUUCCUAAACGUUGUAACAAGGGAUAACUUUACAAGAAUUGAAGAAGUUCAAGGUAAAUGGGCAAGACAGGCUAAUACCAUGGCAGUAUUAGUUCCGAGUCAAAUUCAGUUUUUGAGAUUAACUCAUUUUAUGACUGAAUUUUCCUUUCUGAAAAUAAAGAUAAGAAAUAGCUCCCUUCGUCAUCUUGAAAUAUCUUACCUUGAAACAGAUUUCUUUCCACUUAUAACUAUGGAAGGAUUUAACAGUUUGGAUUAUUUGGAUUUAUCAGGUAUAAGUUCAGUAAAAACUAUUGGAGAGGCGAAAAUUCCGCUUUUAAUCCAUCUAAAAACACUUAUCUUGAAAGAAACAAACUUAUUUAAUGUUUUGCAAACUAAUACAACAAUAUUAUUUUUUUGUCCAAAUAUAAUAAAUUUGGAUGUAUCAUAUAAUUAUAUCUGGAAAAUCAGAUCGAAUUCGAUUGGGCGACUUCUUUAUCUAAAACAGCUCAAUAUAUCUCAUAAUUUGUUGGAGACUGUUCCAGAUGUGGUUACAACAUUUUAUAACCUUGUUGAACUCGAUUUGUCGCACAAUCAAUUAACAACAAUUGGAAAGAAUAUACUUGAUUGGAUUGAUACCAUGCACAAAAAACAUGGAACUUUUGAAUUUUAUCUUAGUAAUAAUCCGUUUAUUUGUUCGUGUGACACAACGACAUUUCUGAGAUGGAUUUUGACGACACAAGUUACAUUAGAUGAAAAUGGAAAUUACUCUUGUUUGGUUUCUUCAAGAAAUAGUAUCAACUAUACAAGAAAUGUCGCUGAAAACUUUCAUCAUUAUUUUGUUGACUGUGAUACUACCGUCUGGAUCAAAUUGGGCAUUUCAUUGUUGGCUACUCUUUUAUCGAGUGUGCUGUGUAUUGCUCUAUUAUACAAUUUUAAAUGGAGGAUAAUGUUCUUUUUCUUUCGAAAUUUCCGAAGGUUUGCUGAGAAAGGUCUAGAGUUAACUUUUGAUUAUGACGUUUACAUUUCAUAUUCCGAUGACUGCGUUACUUUUGUGAAAGAAUUGCAAGAGAAGGUAGAGGAGGAAUGGGGAUUCAAAGUCUGCAUUGAAGAUAGAGAUUUCAUUAUAGGCGAAUCGAUUGCUCAUGAAAGAGCUACGUCCAUUAACAGAUGCAGACACAUAAUAUUUCUAGUAACGCCUUCAAUUGUUCAAAAUGAAUGGACUCGUUUUGAAAUCGAGAGAGCAAAAUAUGAAAAGUUUUCAAAAAAUCUGCAGAAGAUUGUUGUUAUUACAAGCGAUAUCACUCUGGAUAAUAUUCCCGUAGAAUUUUCAACAAUUUGGAAAGAUGUACUUCUUAUUCAAUGGCCUGUCGAGAAGGAUGCAGUCCAAAUGGCUUGGCAAAAGCUUCGACUUUGGUUCUUUUGAUAUAAUAUAAUUUAUAAAAGUUAUUGCAAACCCAAUGAAAGUUUUCCACAGUGCCAUCUCUAUCUUGACCAGGUAUUUAAACUUUUGUAAGUUCACCUGUCCUAUUGAAUAAAUACAAUAGCUAUUGUUCUCCAUGUAGUUUUUUCACUGGGAUCUUUAAAUUUCUUCUAAGAGAAAUCUAUCACUCAUUGAUUAAUUUACCUGAGUAAAAAAAAAAUCUUGUAAAUAGCGGAAAAUAGAUAUAGGAAGAUGUGGUAUAAGUGCCAAUGAGACAACUCUCCAUCCGAGUUUUAUACUCAAAACUGCAUGUGAUGUUAUAUUUAUUCAAUAUUGAUAAUAUAUUUUCAAUCGGUUGAAUGUAAACAGUGAUGCAAAGUUGAAACAUUAAUAAAAUAUAAAAAAGAAGAUGUGGUGUGAUUGCCAAUGAGACAACUCUUCACAAGAGACCAAAUUUAUGUACAAAAAAUGAAUGAAAAACAAAUAUGUUAUACAUAAACAAACGACAACCACUGAAUUACAGGCUCCUGACUUGGGACAGGCACAUACAUACAGAAUGUGGCAGGGUUAAACAUGUUAGCAUUGAUGUAUGUUAUAUUAAUAAUAUAUUAAUAAUAUAUUUUCAUUCAGUUUAAUACAUGUUUAAACAUUGAUUCAAUCAUAAAAAGUUGAUUUCUGACAAAACUUUCAACAUUGUUCCUUUUAAAAAAAAAAUUGUUUGACAUGAAUAAAAACUUGUAAAUUAUGAUGUUCAAAUUAAGAUCUUCUUAAAUGUAUUCUAUAACUAGACAACAAAAAAUCAAAUUUCAAUAGGAACAUUGAUAAAACUUUUGUUUGAAAUCAACUUUUUAUGAUUGAAUCAAUGUUUAUAUUAAACUGAAUGAAAAUAUAUUAUUAAUAUUGAAAAAAUACAUCAUCACACGCAUUUAAUGAGUAUAAAAAAAGUAUUUUUGUCUAUAUAUAAGAUUUUUUUUUACUCAGGUAAAUUAAUCAAUGAGUGAUAGA
Mytilus californianus (California mussel) is the source of this 3756-nucleotide messenger RNA. Its product is annotated as toll-like receptor 4. The coding region runs from base 262 to 2754 and encodes 830 amino acids. Gene Ontology annotation, molecular function: transmembrane signaling receptor activity; protein binding. The transcript has a single exon. Gene Ontology annotation, biological process: immune response; toll-like receptor signaling pathway. NCBI's taxonomy places the organism in Eukaryota, Metazoa, Mollusca, Bivalvia, Mytilida, Mytilidae. The record is from RefSeq and is a predicted model, not a curated record. Gene Ontology annotation, cellular component: membrane.